Molecule: messenger RNA, 663 nt
Organism: Racocetra persica
Lineage: Eukaryota; Fungi; Glomeromycota; Glomeromycetes; Diversisporales; Gigasporaceae
Source: the annotation of a GenBank genome assembly
GAAUUGACCGUUUGUUAGCGGUAAUAUUAAAUACUAAUAAUUUAAAAGAAUUAAUUGCUUUUCCUAAAAAUAUUGACGGCACUUAUGCUCUCAUUAAACAAAAAGACGAACAAAUUGGCGGCAAAAUAACCAAAGAUUUAAUUGACAAACUGGAAGCAGUAAGUAAAUUAGACUUAAAAAAACAAGCCAAAAAAGAUAAAGACGGCAAUGAUUUAAAAGAUAGUCAGGGCAAUAUAAUUUAUGAAGAAAUUGUCGAUUUAUCCCCUUUAAAAACUUUGUUGGAAGAAUUAAAAACCAAAGGAGUAAGUGCGGAUUUAUCAUCCACCAACAAUAAAAUUGACGAGGUAAAAACCAAAGUAGAAGGCAUAAAAUCAGGAGGAAUAGCAGUUUUACUACUUGGUUAUGUCGCUUUCUUAAAACCGGCCCCCGAUAUUAAUGUUUACGAAGAAAAAGCCAAAAAAGAAGAAAUUGAAAGUAAUAAUUCUCUAAAAGACAAAGUCUUGCCGGAGACCAAAGAGCAAAAUUCUACUGAACCUUACUAUUACUCCUUUAUCCGCUUAAAAGGUCAAAAUAUCGAUUUGCCGGUAAUUUUCAAAAUUAAAGAUGAGCAAGAAAAUUUAACUGAACUCUCCUUAAAAAAAGGCCUAUUUCUCGAAUUAACUG